Etheostoma cragini (Arkansas darter) is the source of this 4398-nucleotide messenger RNA. RefSeq names its product storkhead-box protein 2-like. Gene Ontology annotation, molecular function: RNA polymerase II transcription regulatory region sequence-specific DNA binding; DNA-binding transcription activator activity, RNA polymerase II-specific. Lineage: Eukaryota; Metazoa; Chordata; Actinopteri; Perciformes; Percidae. Gene Ontology annotation, cellular component: cytoplasm; nucleus. Gene Ontology annotation, biological process: positive regulation of transcription by RNA polymerase II. Bases 672 to 3788 code for a protein of 1038 amino acids. The transcript is spliced from 4 exons. The record is from RefSeq and is a predicted model, not a curated record.
UUACGCAGCUCCGUAACUAUGCCUGCCAUCACUGUACCUGGAUGAGACGGUUCUGCAUCCAGCUGUGUUCUCGCGCACCGUACCGAAGCGUGUCAGGCGCGACCCAGGACAAUAUUCAGCGGCGGCUGCCUCCCCGUUAACCGUGAAGGUUGUCGAAAAAAAGAUACAGGUGUCCCCCGGGACCCGGUUGCUGCCUGGCAAUGAGAAGAGAGGGGCUCUCCGCAUCUGUUGCCUGGGUGAAUUCAUUAACACGUUAGCAUCCAGCUAGCUAGCCAUAUUCCAAGGUACCUGACACAACGAACUGUACGUUAAGUUACACCGAAAAAGCACGAAUGUCAUGUCUCGUCUCUAGUGGACAGCGCUCGACAUGAAUCUUCAGUAAAUACCGGGUACGGUUACGGGGCGAUAUAUUACGUUCAGAGAAAAAGACGGACCUAAAGGUGUGGGAAUGGGUUUCAUGAAAUGCUAGAUAGCUAACGGUAGCUAGCAGGCUAGCUGCAUGGAAACACAGUUGUAGGCUAUGCGGCUGCUGCUGCAGAGCGUAGCUUGUAGCUGCAAACCCUGCUAGCUACAAUGGACUGUUUGUUUCCCAUUAAGCCUGACGUUGUCUCAGAUAGAUAAAUACAAUGAUACUACUACUUUCGAUAGGCAGCUAGAAGGGCGACGCGACAAUGGAGUCUUUCCUGCAGAUUGCUCCUCAUUCCCUGGCUAUAGUGCUGUCCAGGGUCGGGGCUGGGGAGGCGGUGGGGGCGGCCGGGGUGUUAGAGAGCGACGCGCUGCCAAGACACCACACCGGCUACGAAAUUUUUGCCGAUUUCAAAGCAGAAAAUACCCAGCAACAUGUCUGGAACCAGAGGAUUACCGAGGCGGUGUCCGAGACCUUCUUCCUGGGAUGGAUAGAUGAACAUGUGUUGCUGAUCCAGGGGAAGGAGGACCACCUGGAGGUGCUGAGGGAGGGAUGGAUGCGGAGGUCCCUCAAUCCGCCACGGGGAUUCACCAUCAAAUACCUGGGUGAUGUGUCGCCAAUCAGUAUGUCCCCCAUCAGCCAAUCCCAGUUCAUCCCUUUGGGAGAGGUAUUGCUAUUGGCUAUCUCUGCUAUGAACUCCGCCCACAAGCCUGUCACUCAGGAGGCCCUAACUGAACACCUGCAGACAUGUUUUCCAGGUGUUCCCACACCAACGGAGGAGGUUCUGCACCACACGCUAGGCAUGCUGGUGCGUGAGCGGAAGAUCUACCCGACACCCGACGGAUAUUUUAUUGUGACCCCUCAGACUUACUUCAUCACUCCGAGCCUGAUCCGAACCAGCUCCAAGUGGUACCACUUAGACGAGCGAUCCGCCGACCGACACCAACAGCAGCAGCAUCAGAACCAACAGCAGCAUCAGCAGACGCAGUGCACCUCCCCUCUCUCUGGCACCAUCACCCCGUCCACCUCUGGAGCCGUGCGAGAUCGAACACACCCAAAGUCCAGCCAAAACCACAGUGCGGGGGGCGGAGGAGGGGAUUCUUUUUACAACAACAGUUACCGUGGAGACGACCCUCCCAGCCACCACACCACCCUGCAGCGUCGAUCUCCCAAGGACCACCGGGAGGCGUACUCGUCCCCGCACUCCCCGCAAACACCUCCUCAGCUAGCAGGAGGCAACACAGAAAAGAGUCGCAGCACCCUUGGGUUCCCCUUCAAGACGGAUACGCUCACCAAGCACCGAAGCGGGGGAGGAGGAGGGGGAGGGGGAGGAGGAGGAGGGACAGGAGGGACAGGAGAGACAGAGAAACAAGCAGGUGGGGGAAGUGGUACAGGAAGUCGGAAAUUUGGUUUAAAGCUGUUUCGUCUGAGCUUUAAGAAGGACAAGGCCAAGCAGCUGGCCACCUUCUCUGCACAGUUCCCCCCUGAGGAGUGGCCGCUCCGCGACGAGGAGGCACCCAGCCAGCUGCCACGCCAGGUAGAGAUGGAGAUCAUCCGCAGAAUCAACCCUGAUCUCACUGUGGAGAACCUCGCCCGGCACACAGCGGUCAUGAAGCGCCUCGAAGAGGAGCGUGCCCAGAGGAGCAAAGCGUCGUCGGCCAAUCAGAGCUCCAGGAGUAGGAGAAGUGGGGGGAGACACAGGAAACCAUCUCAGACCAAACUCAGCCGCUCACAUAGCAAGACGAGGGCAUCCCGCGGUGAGCCAAGCGACGGCUCACACCUGGAGCUUACCGACAGGGACUACAGAGCCUACUCGUCCUCACUGGCUCGAUCACCAAGGGAACACGCCCUGGCCAUGGAGCGGCAACGGGCCCGCCUCCACCUGGCACACAGCAACCCCAACAUCCUCGACUCCUCCCACCUACCUGUCACGCCAGAGUGGGAUGUGUCCGGAGAGCUUGCCAAGCGGCGCACCGAAAUGCCUUUCCCCGAGCCAAGCCAUGGCCCGUCAGCCCACCACUCCAAAGUCCACCGCUCGCACUCCCACACCCAGGAGAGGAAGUCUAGGAACGAACGCAGUGACAAGGCCAAGGAACGCUCCAGAUCCAUGGACAAUUCUAAAGGACCACUUGGAGCUGGGUUGAUUGGACCACCCGAUUAUUACGACGAGCGGAGCCGUUACUAUACUGACGAUGGCACCCUGCGAGCCAACCAGAGCUCUUCUCACUACUCUCGAGCCACCCCACCCUCAGCUAAACUGCCUGUGGAUUCUCUGGGGUUGGAUGGUGGCAGGAGUUUAGAGAAGAGUAAGAGCAGGGACAGCCUGCCAGCAUACUCGCCCAAACCACUGCUCACCGCUGUCCCUCCUGAUGAUUACUUCCAAUGUGCAGGUUCCUCCGAGCCUGCUCUUACAGCAGCAAACCCAAUGGGAACUCUAGGCAAAAGUAGCCAUGAUGGAUUAAAACUAGGCAGUGCUGACAGGCAAACAGACAGACAGACACCCCAUCCUUUAGAAAAUAAGGAGGACUUGUCAAAGGUGGGACCUAAGGGUGGCAGCCUGCCUCCAAUACCCCUCUCCAUUCCUGACCCACCACUUCCUAAUGGACGCCCUCCCCACAGUGCCUCCUCUGGUCAGGAGAAACGUAAGGAGAUCUUUAGUAAAGACACACUCUUCAAACCUCCUCCUAGCCUCCCUUUGCCCGGCUACAGCUCCCUGAGAAAACCCCAAGCCCUCGCCUCCUCUACUCUGUCCUCGUCCUGUGAUGCACUUGAUUCCCAGGAGGCCUUUGACGCUCCCAAACCUCUGGUGGCUACACCGCCUGCUCCCCCACAGGGGAUUGAACCCUCUACCAGUGCUGCAGAGGCUUCCUUUGACUACUACAAUGUCUCAGAUGACGAGGAACUCGAGGAGGGGGGGACUAAAAGUCGAGGAGAGGACGAAAAGGCUGGAGGAGGGGUUGUUGGCAUGGGAGGAGGUGGAGCAGGGACCAUGCAGUGGCUGCUGGAGAGAGAGAAGGAAAGGGAUCUACAGAGGAGGUUUGAAAGAACCCUCACCUUCCCUGGUGCUAAAGAGAACCUUCCAGAGCCCAGUCAGAACCAGCAGUCAGCCCACUCUGCUCGACUUGACAGUAUGGACUCCAGCUCCGUCACUGUCGACAGUGGAUUCAACUCACCGCGGACAAGAGAGAGCCUAGCGUCCAACACCUCUUCCAUCGUGGAGAGUAACCGUCGACAGAACCUGGCGCUGAGUCCCGGGCAUCUCGGCAUCACUGCCGGCACGGGCCCCCCCUUCUCCUUUCGCGCCAUCCCAGAACCUUCCGGCACCCAACAGGAGAAGCUCCAGAAGCCCAGCGCUUGCCUUGCGUCAAUCACCAGCGUCUAGGGGCAGAACUAAGGGCUGGGCGAAGCGCCGAGAGAGCCGGUGGAGAGGGCCCCCCGAGGACUGUUACAUCUUCAGACUGACUGAAUCAGUGGAGCUGCCACAGGCCCACUGUGGAACUAUAGCUAUUAACACGCGCACACACACACACACGCACACACACACACUUGAACACAUACAUACAGAGAAAUUUAGACCACCACAAAACUACUCUCUUUCUCUCUCUCACACACAGACAUAAUACACACCAGGCCACUGGGCAGACUCUGACCAUGUCAUUCUACAGCCUCUAGUUUACACACUGCUGUUGUGUUGUUUCACUUUCACGUGGGUUCUUGUGUGUGUGUGUGUGUGUGUGUGCGUGUGCGUGGGCUAUGUUUGUAUAAUCUGUAAUCUCAGGUCAUGUUAUUUCCACUCUCAUUCCAGCUGCUCCAGAUAAGCGCAUCUCCCUCUAGUGGUGUCUCCUGGUAUUAGACACUGAAGAGAUGCAGCUCUGCUGACUACUGUUACUAAUGGUACACACAUUCUCACUGAUCCAGCUACUCACUUGUCUCCGUUAGGCUCUUCUCUAAUUUCACCAUUGGCAGACACCGUGUAAGGUGCAGUGCCACAA